Messenger RNA from Carlito syrichta (Philippine tarsier), 3338 nucleotides. RefSeq names its product receptor tyrosine-protein kinase erbB-3. The annotation marks the transcript as partial. The record is from RefSeq and is a predicted model, not a curated record. NCBI's taxonomy places the organism in Eukaryota, Metazoa, Chordata, Mammalia, Primates, Tarsiidae. Gene Ontology annotation, molecular function: protein kinase activity; ATP binding. Gene Ontology annotation, biological process: protein phosphorylation. The transcript has 28 exons.
ACCUGAACAUCCAGUCCUGGCCUCCCCACAUGCACAACUUCAGUGUUUUCUCCAACCUGACAACCAUUGAAGGCAGAAGCCUCUACAACCGGGGCUUCUCAUUGUUGAUCAUGAAGAACUUGAAUGUAACAUCUCUGGGCCUCCGGUCCCUAAAGGAAAUCAGUGCAGGGCGUGUCUACAUAAGUGCCAAUCGGCAGCUCUGCUACCACCAUUCUUUGAACUGGACCAGGCUGCUCCGGGGGCCUUCGGAAGAGAGACUGGACAUCAAGCACAACCGGCCCCGCAGGGAGUGUGUGGCAGAGGGCAAAGUGUGUGACCCACUGUGUUCCUCCGGGGGAUGCUGGGGCCCAGGCCCUGGUCAGUGCUUAUCCUGCCGAAACUACAGUCGAGGAGGCAUCUGUGUGACCCACUGCAACUUUCUGAAUGGGGAGCCUCGUGAGUUUGCCCAUGAGGCCGAAUGCUUCUCCUGCCACCUGGAAUGCCACCCCAUGGAGGGCACUGCCACAUGCAAUGGCUCGGGCUCUGAUGCUUGUGCUCAAUGUGCCCAUUUUCGUGAUGGGCCUCACUGUGUGAGCAGAUGCCCCCAUGGCGUCCUAGGUGCCAAGGGCCCCAUCUACAAGUACCCGGAUGUUCAUAAUGAGUGUUGGCCCUGCCAUGAGAACUGCACGCAGGGGUGUAAAGGUCCAGAACUUCAAGACUGUUUAGGGCAACCCCCGGAGCUGAUCGGCAAAACCCAUCUGACAAUGGCUUUGGCAGUGAUAGCAGGAUUGGUAGCGAUUUUCAUCCUCCUAGGAGGCACUUUUCUAUAUUGGCGUGGGCGCCGGAUUCAGAAUAAAAGGGCUAUGCGGCGCUACUUAGAACGGGGUGAGAGCAUAGAGCCGUUGGAUCCCAGUGAGAAGGCUAACAAAGUCCUGGCCAGAAUCUUCAAGGAGACAGAGCUGAGGAAGCUUAAAGUGCUUGGCUCAGGUGUCUUUGGAACUGUGCACAAAGGAGUGUGGAUCCCUGAGGGUGAAUCAAUCAAGAUUCCAGUGUGCAUUAAAGUCAUCGAGGACAAGAGUGGACGGCAAAGUUUUCAGGCUGUGACAGACCAUAUGCUGGCCAUUGGCAGCCUAGACCAUGCCCACAUCGUACGGCUGCUGGGACUAUGCCCAGGGUCAUCUCUGCAGCUUGUCACCCAGUACUUGCCUCUGGGUUCCCUGCUGGAUCACGUGAGACAACACCGGGGGGCGCUGGGGCCACAACUCCUGCUCAACUGGGGAGUCCAAAUUGCCAAGGGCAUGUACUACCUUGAGGAGCACAGCAUGGUGCACAGGAACCUGGCUGCCCGAAAUGUGCUCCUCAAGUCACCCAGUCAGGUUCAGGUGGCAGACUUUGGUGUGGCUGACCUGCUGCCGCCCGAUGACAAGCAGCUACCGCACAGUGAGGCCAAGACUCCAAUUAAGUGGAUGGCCCUCGAGAGUAUCCACUUCGGGAAAUACACACACCAGAGUGACGUCUGGAGCUAUGGUGUGACAGUCUGGGAGUUGAUGACCUUCGGGGCAGAGCCCUAUGCAGGGCUGCGAUUGGCUGAAGUACCAGACCUGCUAGAGAAGGGGGAGCGGCUGGCACAGCCCCAGAUCUGUACCAUUGAUGUUUACAUGGUGAUGGUCAAAUGUUGGAUGAUUGAUGAAAACAUUCGCCCAACCUUUAAAGAACUAGCCAAUGAGUUUACCCGGAUGGCCCGAGACCCACCACGGUAUCUGGUCAUAAAGAGAGAGAGUGGGCCUGGACUGGCCCCUGGGGCUGAACCCCCAGCUCUGACAAACAAAGAACUGGAAGAAGUAGAGCUGGAGCCAGAACUAGACCUAGACCUAGACCUGGAAGCAGAGGAGGACAACCUGGCAGCCACCCUGGGCUCUGCCCUCAGUCUACCAGUUGGAACACUUACUCGCCCCCGUGGGAGCCAGAGCCUUUUAAGUCCAUCAUCUGGAUACAUGCCCAUGAACCAGGGCAAUCUUGAGGAGGCUUGUCAGGAGCCUGCAGUUUGUGGAGGCAGUGAACGGUGUCCCCGCCCAGUCUCCCUGCACCCAAUACCUCGGGGACGCCUGGCAUCGGAGUCAUCAGAGGGCCACGUGACAGGCUCCGAGGUCGAAUUCCAGGAGAAGGUGUCAAGGUGCCGGAGCCGGAGCCGGAGCCCACGGCCACGUGGAGACAGUGCCUACCAUUCCCAGCGCCACAGUCUGCUUACUCCUGUCACCCCACUCUCCCCGCCAGGGUUAGAAGAAGAGGACGUCAAUGGCUAUGUCAUGCCAGAUACGCACCUCAAAGGAGUACUUCGGUCCUUGGUAGAAGCAUCCAGCUCAGGUGUGUCGGUACUGAGCCUAUGUGAGAAAGGUGAUGCCAUGAUUAUGGAAGAGACAGGGAAAAUCUUCAAGAAAGAAAAGGAAAUGAAGAAAGGUAUUGCUUUUCCCACCAGCAUUUCGGUAAAUAACUGUGUAUGUCACUUCUCCCCUUUGAAGAGCGACCAGGACUAUAUUCUCAAGGAAGGUGACUUGGUAAAAAUUGACCUUGGAGUCCACGUGGAUGGCUUCAUCGCUAAUGUAGCUCACACAUUCGUGGUCGGUGUGGCUCAGGGGACCCAGGUAACAGGGCGGAGAGCAGACGUCAUUAAGGCAGCUCACCUUUGUGCUGAAGCUGCCCUCCGCUUGGUCAAACCUGGAAACCAGAACACACAAGUGACAGAAGCCUGGAACAAAGUUGCUCACUCAUUUAAUUGCACGCCAAUAGAAGGUAUGCUAUCACACCAGUUGAAGCAGCAUGUCAUCGAUGGAGAGAAGACCAUUAUCCAGAAUCCCACAGACCAGCAGAAGAAGGACCAUGAAAAGGCUGAAUUUGAGGUACAUGAAGUAUAUGCUGUGGAUGUCCUUGUCAGCUCAGGAGAGGGCAAGGCCAAGGAUGCCGGGCAGAGGACUACCAUUUACAAACGAGACCCCUCUAAACAGUAUGGACUGAAAAUGAAAACUUCCCGUGCCUUCUUCAGUGAGGUGGAAAGGCGUUUUGACGCCAUGCCAUUUACUUUAAGGGCAUUUGAUGAUGAGAAGAAGGCUCGGAUGGGUGUGGUGGAGUGCGCCAAACAUGAACUGCUGCAACCAUUUAAUGUUCUCUAUGAGAAGGAGGGUGAAUUUGUCGCCCAGUUUAAAUUUACAGUUCUGCUCAUGCCCAAUGGCCCCAUGCGGAUAACUAGUGGACCCUUUGAGCCUGAACUCUACAAGUCUGAGAUGGAGGUCCAGGAUGCAGAGCUGAAGGCCCUCCUGCAGAGUUCUGCAAGUCGGAAAACUCAGAAAAAGAAAAAAAAGAAG